This is a messenger RNA of Penicillium verhagenii, 2484 nucleotides long. RefSeq names its product cell differentiation and development protein Fsr1. Lineage: Eukaryota; Fungi; Ascomycota; Eurotiomycetes; Eurotiales; Aspergillaceae. Gene Ontology annotation, molecular function: protein binding. Bases 1 to 2484 code for a protein of 827 amino acids. The transcript has 4 exons. The record is from RefSeq and is a predicted model, not a curated record.
AUGGCCUGGCAAUCUCAAUCGCCCAUGGCUGGUAUCGGAACACCCGCAGGAAUGGUUGACGGCCCGUCCACUGGUGGUCACCCACAGGGGACCGAAUACACUCUUCAAGGUGUGAUGCGAUUCUUGCAGACAGAAUGGCACCGACACGAGCGCGACCGAAACGCCUGGGAGAUCGAACGCGCGGAGAUGAAGUCUCGUAUCGGCCAACUAGAAGGAGAGCUGCGGACUAGCAGACGCCUGCAAGAGUCACUGGGCAAACACGUUCGGUUGAUGGAGACGGCUUUGAAAAGAGAGCGAGAGAAAUCGAGAAAACUUUCGAACAACGAGAGUGUCGAUGACAUCAAAGACCCCAAGGAGAUUGCGCGCGAGAGCGUGGAAUUCUUAAAAGAGCAACGGUUGAACUCAGACUCCAAUGGAAACAUAGAGGAUCCCAGCUCGAGUGAAUUCCGUGAAGAAGAUGAACGGGAGAAGUCGCGUGUCUAUCUAGCCAAGUGUGCCCAAGAAAUCGCAUACCACGUCAUUCCUACAUCCCACCCACCUCCAGAUCUCAGCGACCCAGAUCUCUCAAGUCACUCAUAUGCGAACCAACAACUAUCGCAACAAAAUUUGGAAGAGGCAUACAUUCAACAACAACGACUAAAGGCCAACCAUAUGCUUGGACGGGAGGCGAUUAUCCCACACCAUCAGUCUAUGGGGAAUCAAUACGCGGAAAAUAUGAGUGCCUCCCAAGCUCGAGGCCAUAACCAGUAUAGAGAGGGUUCGAUGCCUCGUGAUGCCAUGGAUCGACGACAGCUCGACACCCAACAGCCUCCCGUAACAGCCAUUGAUAACCGAAAGCAGGCAUAUGAACAUGGUCUGAUUGAUGAACGUGCUGUGACCUCCCAAUCGGCAUAUGAGGCACAGGGGCCUCAGGUGGCGGUCAAGGAGGAGCUGCCCCAAAGGGCGAAUGACGAGGGUGCCGAAGAUAUGGACGGGUGGAAUUUUGAUGAACCCACAGAGAACGAACAAAUUACCGAGCCUAUGCCUCCCCAUCGUCCCGAUACGGAUGCAUUCCCCAACGCCAACUUCGUCGCUAGUGGUACAUCACCCUCUCGGGGCGGAUCACUUUCACAUCGACGAAAGAGCUCUGGGUCUCGACGCAAGAGUGAUGGGGCAUCCGAUGCUCGGGACUUUGCCGCUGGUUUCGGCCAACAAGAUACGAACUUUAAGGUCCGAUUUGCUCUUCGCGGACACCUGGAUGUGAUCCGCUCUGUGAUAUUCACCGGUGGUGGCAGCCCGUCUGAGCCGGAAAUCUGCACAUGCAGUGAUGAUGGAACGAUCAAGCGAUGGAUUAUACCUGCAACAUACGGCACAUUUGGAGCUCACGGUCCUAGCACCAGUAACGAUUUAGACAUCACCAGCUAUUUCACACACCGAGGUCAUGUGGGCGCAGUCACCUCGUUGGCUGCGUGCUCACCCGGCCAGAACAUUUCCAAUGGAGGACGGGCUUUAGGUGACGGUUGGGUGUUCUCGGGCGGACAAGAUGCUAGUGUGCGGGUAUGGGAACGUGGCCGGGUUGAUCCUAAGGCGACUUUGGAUGGCCACAAAGACGCUGUUUGGGGACUCUGUGUUCUUCCUGGGACGUCAGGUUCUAUUUUCGGAGACUCAUCCACUCACUACGGUGGACCUGAUCGAAUCCUUCUCGCAUCUGGUGCCGCAGAUGGUCGGAUUCUGAUUUGGGCCGUCAGCGCCCCUCCGAUCGCUCCACAGGCGGGAUCGCGACGCCAAGGUGGAAGCCGUCGCGCCAACUCGAUCUCGUCGGGCUCCAAUUUCCCCUCCUCUCCUCAACCUAGUGUUGCUUCAUCUACCCCAUUCUACCAUACUCUUGUCCAUCACAUUGUGCGCAAGGAUUCUCCGUCUCCAACAUGCAUUAGUCCCUUAUCGCUCGCUGGCGUCAACUUUGUGGUUUCAUACACUGAUGCCUCAAUCCUCGUUUAUGAUACACGAACUGGCGAGGAAAUUGUCGGCAUGGCCAGCCUUGAGACGUAUGAUGGAACGCCUUCAACCGGCGUGAACUCCGUGGUUGCUACUACCAUUGGAUUUGACGGAUCUGCCAGUCUUGAACCAAAUCGCACCAUGGAGGAGGAGGAAGUCGUUCACGGAGCUACUGGCUCAAGUAGCGUGGAGGGCGUCAUUAUUAGCGGCUACGAGGAUCGGUAUAUUCGCUUCUUCGACGCGAAUAGCGGUCAAUGUACAUAUACCAUGUUAGCCCACCCGGCUGCCAUCGCUUCUCUUUCCUUGUCUCCGGACGGACGUGAACUUGUCUCUGCUGGCCACGACGCUAGCCUACGGUUCUGGAAUCUAGAGAAACGCAGUUGCACCCAAGAAUUGACAAGCCACCGUUUGAUGCGUGGUGAAGGUGUUUGUGCUGUCGUCUGGAGCCGCGACGGACGCUGGGUAGUCAGCGGCGGCGGAGAUGGCGUGGUUAAAGUCUUCUCAAGAUGA